This is a messenger RNA of Erpetoichthys calabaricus (reedfish), 488 nucleotides long. Its product is annotated as 40S ribosomal protein S2-like. Gene Ontology annotation, molecular function: structural constituent of ribosome; RNA binding. Gene Ontology annotation, cellular component: ribosome; cytosolic small ribosomal subunit. The record is from RefSeq and is a predicted model, not a curated record. NCBI's taxonomy places the organism in Eukaryota, Metazoa, Chordata, Cladistia, Polypteriformes, Polypteridae. Gene Ontology annotation, biological process: translation.
CUUCUCGUGGUGGCAAGUCUGAUGACAAGGAGUGGGUACCAGUGACCAAGCUUGGCCGCCUUGUCAAGGACAUGAAGAUAAAGUCCCUAGAGGAAAUUUAUCUCUACUCUCUCCCCAUCAAGGAGUCCAAGAUUAUUGACUUCUUUCUUGGCUCAUCGCUGAAGGAUGAGGUUCUUAAGAUCAUGCCUGUCCAAAAGCAGACCAGAGCCGGGCAGAGAACCAGGUUUAAGGCCUUUGUUGCUAUUGGUGAUUACAGGCAUGUAGGUCUUGGAGUAAAGUGCUCCAAGGAAGUUGCUACAGCCAUUAGGGGAGCCAUCAUUUUGGCCAAAUUGUCCAUUGUGCCAGUCAGACGAGGAUAUUGGGGAAACAAGAUCGGCAAACCACACACCGUCCCUUGCAAAGUGACUGGUUGCUGUGGCUCAGUUCUAGUGCGAUUAAUCCCGGACGAGCCCCCAGUGUUACCUUUCCUGCCUGUCUCCGGACCGUAG